AUGGAAAAGGAGAAGCCGUCCUCUCACAAGGCAUUUUGCGAUUGCAACCUCGAUGCUCUUUAUACUGACCUGAUGAGUACCUUCGGUCGCGUCCGCUCAAGCCACGAGUCAACGAAUGCACCAGAGCCAUCAACUCAGCAUCCUGACUCUAGUUCGGAAGAUGCGAAGAGAAAUGCUUGGAAAGAGGACAUUGAAGCUCUGUACAAAGAAGCUGAAAGCGCACAUCAUAUUGGAGACUUCGAGGCAGCUGCUCAUCUUUAUGAUGCCAUUCUUUCGCGCGAUCCAUAUCAUACAAGAUCGUUGGCGGGCUUUGCGAUGCUGAUGCGUAUGCGAGGUCAUCUGGAAGAAGCCGAAGCGCUUUACUUGCAAGCUAUAAAGAUCGAUUCCGCAUUUCCUGAUGCUCUCUGUGGAUAUGGUCUUCUGCUUCGAACUAUUGACAGGCAUGAGGAAGCAGAAGACAUGUACAAGCGAGCUCUGGAACUUGAUCCUUGCCAUGUCAACACACUUUGCUCAUAUGGAGCGUUCAUGCAUACUCUUAAGAACAACCCUGAUGAAGCUGAAGCCAUGUACUUGAAGGCUUUGAAGAUCGAUCCGCACCAUGUGGAUAGCAUUUGCAACUAUGCCGCCCUCAAGCAUGUUGUGAGGAGAGAUAUGGAAACUGCAGAAGUCCUGUACAGAAUGGGCUUAGAAGAGAACCCAGAUCAUGUUGGAAUUUUGUACAACUAUAGUUCUUUGCUUGAAGAGAUGGGCAACGAUGAUGGAAGGGCGGAAGAAAUGUACGAAAGAGCGAUGGAGCUGAUUCAGCUUCUAUCUCCGGGAAUAGUGGAGAGCGAAUCUGAUUACUGCACAGAGUCCUCGGUCAAUGACGAAGAAUGGGAUGGAGAGUGCGAUGACUAUGGAACGGACGAGUACGACGAUGAGGCGCAAGAGGAUGGUGUCAGUCAGAAUGAGAUGGCAGAGGAAAAAACAACACCUCAGCUUGAGAGCCAUAAACAAAGCAAUCCUUCCGGCCAUGUUGUUGAUCACUCACGUGAGUACGCAGUCGCGUGA
Molecule: messenger RNA, 1050 nt
Organism: Guillardia theta CCMP2712
Lineage: Eukaryota; Cryptophyceae; Pyrenomonadales; Geminigeraceae
Exons: 13
Coding region: 1-1050 (349 amino acids)
Biological process (GO): cell division
Molecular function (GO): protein binding
Source: RefSeq, a predicted model, not a curated record